Molecule: messenger RNA, 6721 nt
Organism: Tupaia belangeri chinensis (Chinese tree shrew)
Lineage: Eukaryota; Metazoa; Chordata; Mammalia; Scandentia; Tupaiidae
Gene: TRIOBP
Product: TRIO and F-actin binding protein
Exons: 24
Coding region: 1-6045 (2014 amino acids)
Biological process (GO): positive regulation of substrate adhesion-dependent cell spreading
Cellular component (GO): actin cytoskeleton
Molecular function (GO): actin filament binding
Source: RefSeq, a predicted model, not a curated record
AUGGAGGAGGAGGCUGGGGAUGCCCCACGGGAGCGCUGUGACGUCCACGUGCUCACCCAGAACAGCUGUCAGCACUGCUUCUACCCUGAGGAGGCCCUCGGGGCAAGGCACCAGGAGCCCAGGAGCCCUCCCAGUGCCGAGGCGCCCUACUGCGACCUGCCACGCUGCCCACCGGCCCUGGAGAACCCUCUCAGCACCUCGACCUCUGGCGGCCAGUCUGUGGUGGGCCCAGACCUCAGGCCAGAGCCCAAGAGGGGCCUGUCCCCCUCUGUGGGGCUCCCUGAAGAGGGCCCUGCUGCCCCCCGGAGCAGGAGCCCUGAGCUCGAGGCGGUCCCCUACCUGGAGAGCCUGACCUCCGCCCUGUGCAGCAGCUGUGACGAAAGCCCUGGCUUGGACCCCAGCUCCAGCCCUGAGUGCGACACCCCCGAUGGUACCAGCAACUCGUCCUCUGUGGACUCGGACAGUGUCGGGAGGCAGGAGGAGGCCCCCAGCUGCGAGGAGCGCCCCGUGAUGAUCCCACGGAGGCCCCAGGAGGGGCCGAGAGCUGACAGUACCCGAAGGGCUCCGUCUUUCCUCACCAGGUCCCCUGCGGGCGGAGACACUGCAGGCCAGAGAAAGGAGGAUGCCGGUGGUGGGAGCCGGAGUGCUGGUCAGCACUGGGCGAAGCUGCGAGGAGAAAGUGGAUACUUCUCGCUGGAGCGGCCCCGGGCGGCACCGGCCCAGGCUUCCUGUGCACCGCCACAGAGUGGACACCGAGGCACCAUCCACCAAGCUUCCCCUGCCCAGGCAGCUUCUGCACCACGCGACACCCCCCGGGCCUCCUCUCCUUCCCGAACCACCCAAAGGGACAAACCCUGGAUGCCAUCCACUCAGCAUGACACUCCCAGGACCUCAUCCACACAACAGAACACCCCCAGAGCUUCUUCUCCCUCAAGAAUCACCCAACGGGAUAACCCCAAAACCUCUUCUACACAACGGAGCAGUCAACUAUCCUCUCCCCCAAGAACCACCCAAGACAAUCCCAAAACCUCUUCAAUCCAACUGGACAACCUCCAAACCUCUUUUCCUACUUGUACUCCCCAUCGGGGAAACACCAGAACAUCCUGUGCUCAACAGGACAACCCCAGAGCCUGCUCUCCCAACCAAGCCACCCAACGGGACAACCUCAGGACAUCCUAUGCUCAACAGGACAACCCCAGAGCCCCCUCUCCCAACCGAAUGACCCAACGAGACAAACCAAGGAUGUCCUGUGCCACACGGGACAACCCCAGAGCCCCCUCCCCCAACCAAAAGACCCAACAGGACAACCCCAGGACAUCCUGUGGCCAACGGGACAACCCCAGAGCUUCCUCUCCCCACCGAGCCACCCAACAGGACAACCCCACGGCCUCCUCUCCCAACCGAAUGACCCAACGGGAAAACCCCAAGAUAUCCCGUGCCCCACGGGACAACCCCAGAGCCUCCUCUCCCAGCCGAAACACCCAGCAGGACAACCCCAGGAUGUCCUGUGCCCAACAGAACACCCCCAGAGCCUCUUCUACCCAACGAGACAACCCAAAAGCUUCUUGUAGCAAAUGGGAUAACUUGAGAAUCGCAUGUACCCAACGGGACAACACUAGAACCUCCUCCCCUCAAUGCUACACCCCAAAAAACAAUCCUGGGCCAUCAUCUCCCCACCGUUCCACUCACAAGAACAAUUCCAGGAAUCCCUCUCCCCAUCGAACGAACAAAGACAUCCCCUGGGCAUCCUUUCCCCUCCGGCCCACUCAGAGCGAUGGCCCACGCACCUCUUCCCCAUCUCGCUCCAAGCAAAGUGAGGUUCCCUGGGCCUCCAUUGCCCUCCGGCCAACCCAAGGUGACAGAUCUCAGACCUCAUGUUCCACCAAACCAGCCCACUCCUCCUCUGGCCCUACCCAGCACAAUUCGCCAUCCCAGACCACCUCUUCCUCCCAUAACCCAAGCCAUCAGAGUGCCCCCCGGACCUCCGCGCCUCUGUUUCCCAUUACCCGCAGUGCUCCUCAGACUUCUUCGGAGUCCUCCCAGCCCCCAUGCACUGUGUGCAUUGGGCACCGGGAUGCCCCUCGGGCCUCCUCGCCUCCUCGCCACUUGCAACAUGACCCCUUCCCCUUCUUCCCAGACCCUCAUGCAUCUGAGAGUGAACCACCCCACCACGAGCCCCCCUAUAUACCACCUGCUGUGUGCAUUGGGCACCGUGAUGCCCCCCGGGCAUCCUCGCCUCCCCGCCACACUCAGUUCGACCCCUUCCCCUUCCUCCCAGAAACAUCAGAUGCUGAGCGUCAGCCCCCCCAGCAUGACCCUCCUCAGUUUCCCCCGCCUGUGUGUAUUGGGUACCGCCAUGCUCCCCGGGCCUCUUCCCCACCACGCCAGGCCCCAGAACCCUCGCUCUUGUUCCAGGACCUGCCCAGGGCCAGCACUGAGAGCCUUGUCCCUUCCACAGACUCUCUGCACGAGCACCGCCACAUCCCCACCCCUGUGUGCAUCGGGCACCGGGAUGCACCCUCCUUCUCCUCCCCGCCACGCCAGGCCCCAGAGCCUUCUCUGUUCUUUCAGGACCCCCCUGGGACUAGCAUGGAGAGUCUGGCCCUCUCCACCGACUCUCUGCAUGGCUCCCCAGGGUCAAUCCCCCAAGUGUGCAUCGGGCACCGGGAUGCUCCUCGGGCCUCUUCCCCACCCCGCCACCCACCCAGUGACCUCGCCUUCCUGGCACCCUCACCACCACCCGGCAGCUCGGGGGGCUCCCGGGGCUCAGCGCCUCCCGGGGAGACCAGGCACAACUUGGAGAGGGAGGAAUACACAGUGCUGGCCGACCUGCCCCCACCCAGAAGGCUGGCCCAGAGGGAGCCAGGGCCCCAGGCACAGAGCCGGGACGGGGGCCGCACCCGCAGCCCUGGCCGCGCAGAGGUGGAGCGCCUCUUCGGGCACGAGCGCAGGAAGUCCGAGGCAGCAGGGACCUUCCAGGCUCGAGACGAGGGACGGGCACAGCGGCCUAGCCAAUGUCAGAGCCAAGCUCUCCGAAGACAGUCCAGCCCUGUCCCCAGCAGACAGGUGACCCAGGUUCCAGCCAAGCAGGCAGAAGCGGCCUGGUGCAGCCGAGCAGAGCCCAUUUGUCCCAGGAGUCCCGAGAGGUGGCCUGAGGCAAGCCAGCGAUUCCAAGGGUCCUCUGUGCCCCCCAGGACAUCAGGCAGGACCCCUGAGAGGGAGCCACGGACAGAGAGACCUCCAGGGAGUGGCCAAGCAAAGCCGCAGGGGACCCAGGGCCCUCACAGACACCUGGAGCGGAGCUGGAGCAGCCAGGAGGGGGGCCUGGGCCUGGGGGGCUGGCGAGGGCUUGGGGACCCCAAUCUGGGGGCUGCCAGAGCCCCAGAGGGAGCAGGGAGGGGGCCCCCCAGGGAGCACAGGGAGAACUGGGGGCAGCCAGAGGCCUGGGAGGAGCAUCCCCAGAAGCCAGCACUGAGGGGCUGGGGCAGCCUACAGGAGCUGUCCAGUCCCCACCAGCCGAUGAACCCCCCGGAGGACUCUUGGAGGUGCCAGGCAGAGUUCUCUCAAUCUCAGCGGCUUGAGAAACCCACUGCCACAGACUGGGGUGCCGAGAGAGCGAGCCCCCACCCUCAUGGUCCUGAGAGGCAGCCUGAGAUUGACUGGCGGGACCUGGUGGGCCUUCUCCGGGCACCUGGAGAUGGGGUCUGGGCCCGUCUCCCAAGGCUGGACUGGGAGGGGCUCCUGGAGCUCCUGCAGACCCGGCUGCCCUGCAAGGUCCCAGCUGGACACUGGAGUGACUCAGCCAAGACUUCAGGGCCAGAGCUGAGUCCCCCAGGCACAAAGGAUGCCCUGGCGAGGGAGCAACCCAGCCAGCCAGAAGACUGGGCUGAGGCCACCCUAGUCAAUGCCCACGGCCCAGGGCAGUGGCCCCAGAGCCAGCCCCAGCCACCCAGCCCAGCCUGCACCUCCACCCAGUGGCCAAAGACCAAAGUGACAAUUGGACCAGAGAGCUCAACGACAGCAGCUCUGGAGCAGACGGAUCAGCCAGGGAGCAGCCUCCCCGAGGACGGCAGCUCCCCCGGGCUGCGGCGGUUCCAACCAGAGGAGCGUGAGGAGUCGGAGCCAAGCAGAAGCCAAGACUCACCGACUGAACAGAAGCAGGCAGACUCGGCAGACAAGAGGCCAGCGGAGGGCAAGGCUGGCAGCCCGCUCAAGGGCCGAAUGGUGACCUCGUGGCGGAUGCCGGGGGACCGGCCCACGCUGUUCAACCCGCUCCUGCUGUCCCUGGGGGUCCUCAGAUGGCAAAGGCCCGACCUGCUCAACUUCAAGAAGGGAUGGAUGUCCAUCUUGGAUGAGCCUGGAGAGUGGAAGAAGCACUGGUUUGUGUUGACGGAUUCCAGCCUCAAGUAUUACAGAGACUCCACUGCCGAGGAGGCAGAUGAGCUGGACGGCGAGAUCGACCUGCGCUCCUGCACGGAUGUCACGGAGUAUGCGGUGCAGCGCAACUACGGCUUCCAGAUCCACACCAAGGAUGCUGUCUAUACCUUGUCGGCCAUGACCUCAGGCAUCCGGCGGAACUGGAUCGAGGCUCUGAGGAAGACUGUGCGUCCAACUUCAGCCCCAGAUGUCACCAAGCUCUCCGACUGCAACAAGGAGAAUGCACUGCACAGCUUCGGCACCCAGAAGGGCUCCCUGAAAGUGGGGGAGCAGCGGGCAGGCUCUGAGGUCAUCGGCCGGGGUGGUCCCCGGAAGGCGGACGGGCAGCGGCAGUCUCUGGACUACGUGGAGCUCUCCCCACUGAGUCAGGGCUCCCCACAGCGGGCCCGCACCCCGGCCCGCACCCCUGACCGCCCAGCCAAGCAGGAGGAGCUGGAGCGGGACUUGGCCCAGCGCUCUGAGGAACGGCGCAAGUGGUUUGAGGCCACAGACAGCAGGUCCCCAGAGACGUCUGCUGGAGACGGGCCGCGCCGGGGCCUGGGGGCCCCCCUGACCGAGGACCAGCAGAGCAGGCUCAGCGAGGAGAUCGAGAAGAAGUGGCAGGAGCUGGAGAAGCUGCCCCUGCGGGAGAACAAGCGGGUGCCGCUCACGGCCCUGCUCAACCAAAGCCGGGGGGAGCGCCGGGGGCCCCCAGGUGACAGCCAUGAGGCACUGGAGAAGGAGGUCCAGUCUCUUCGUGCCCAGCUGGAAAUGUGGCGUCUCCGAGGGGAAGCUCCUCAGAGUGUGCCCAGAUCACAGGAGGAUGGCCACAUCCCCCCAGGCUACAUCUCACAGGAGGCAUGUGAGCGCAGCCUAGCGGAGAUGGAGUCCUCACACCAGCAGGUGAUGGAAGAGCUGCAGCGGCACCACGAGCGGGAGCUGCAGCGACUGCAGCAGGAGAAGGAGUGGCUCCUGGCGGAGGAGCCGGCAGCCACAGCCUCGGCCAUCGAAGCCAUGAAGAAAGCCUACCAAGAAGAGCUGAGCCGGGAGCUGAGCAAGACACGGAGUCUCCAGCAGGGCCCAGAUGGCCUCCGGAAGCAGCACCAGUCAGACUUGGAGGCACUGAAGCGGGAGCUGCAGGUGCUAUCAGAGCAGUACUCGCAGAAGUGCCUGGAGAUCGGGGCCCUGACCCAGCAGGCCGAGGAGCGCGAGCACACACUGCGGCGCUGCCAGCAGGAGGGCCAGGAGCUGCUGCGCCACAACCAGGAGCUGCACGCCCGCCUGUCAGAGGAGAUCGACCGGCUGCGCAGCUUCAUUGCCUCGCAGGGUGCGGGCAACAGCUGUGGUCGCAGCAGUGAGCGGAGCUCCUGUGAGCUGGAGGUGCUGCUGCGAGUGAAGGAGAACGAGCUGCAGUACCUGAAGAAGGAGGUGCAGUGCCUCCGGGACGAGCUCCAGAUGAUGCAGAAGGAUAAGCGCUUUGCCUCGGGCAAGUACCAGGAUGUGUACGUGGAGCUGAACCACAUCAAGACCCGCUCAGAGCGCGAGAUCGAGCAGCUCAAGGAGCACCUGCGCCUGGCCAUGGCCGCCCUGCAGGAGAAGGAGGCGGCACGGAACAGUCUGGCUGAGUAGAGGUUCUCCUGCUCCAGCCCAGCUGUGGCCCUCCAGCCCAGGGGACCUGCCGCCACCUUCCCUGCUGGGCGGAAGUCAGAAGCCAAGCUUUCUCCCCACCCUCUGUGGGCCGCAUGUGCACUCACACCCACCACACACACACUGACACACAUGCACGCACGCACGCACACACACACACACACACUCUGCAUAUCUGAGCGCGCCCCUCGCACUGGGUCUGACUUUGCACCUUCUUCAGGAUUUUAUAUGUGAAGAGAUUUUUAUAGAGAUUUCCCCCCCUUUUUUUUUCUCCAAAACACUUUAUACUUUUUUAAAAAGCAAUCCUGGUGGCCGUGAGCCUCCAGCACCACCUCCCCCUGUCUCUAGCUGAACUCUGUUGGGGCUUCUGGGCCGGCGGCGCUGCCCAAGGGUCUGUGGAGGCCCAGGCCACAGCCAGGGCAGGUCGACUCUAGUGGGGAGGGGCAGGGAGCCAGCCCCCUCUUCCUACCCUACCUCCUACUAACUAUUCCUGCCCAGGGUGGACCCAAACCCCGGGACUCUGGACAGAGGGAGCCAGCAGCUGUGCCCACAGCCGAACCUCCCCUUCUUUGGGGUGCUGGGCGUGGCACCGCUGGAGCCACCAAUGAAGACAUUUCUCUCCAUGGACCUUCUUAACUUAAUAAAAUGUCCUAGCAGC